AUCUACAUGUGUGCUAAUGCGCAUCAUUGUAUUUUACAUUUUGAUCAAGUAAUCGCUUCGAAAGAAAAAAUUGAAAAAAGAAAUUGCAAGACGAAAGAAGCUUUGUACAGUAAAACUAAAAAAGUAAUAUAAAAUAUCUUAUGAAAUGGUUUUUGUUGCUGCAUUUGGAAUGUUUUCAUUUCGUUUACAAUAUUGAUGUGUGCAAUAAUCCCAAUCCCCCAUGUUCUUGGAGUAAUGGAGUAUGUUUAAAUACAAAUGGUGGCUAUAUUUGUUCAUGUAAUGUAGGAUGGGUGUUGGGUCAAGAUAAUGCAAGCUGUAUUGAUGUAAAUGAGUGUAUUGGAAACGUUACAUCAUGUUCCAAUGGUUGUAUAACAGUAGAUAAGCAAUUUCGAUGUCCAGUGUACUUUGUGAAAAAUGUCUCAAUUCCAUUGACAAAGGGUGCUAUCGUUGCUAAUAUACCAAUGCUAGAUGCGGAACAUAUAGUUUCGUUUGAUGUUUAUCCUUCAUCUAUUGCUGCUAACAUUCGUAGUGUUGUUCAUUUUACUAUUGGUUCAAAUAAUGUUGAAUACGGUGAUAGAGUUCCAGCUGUCUUUAUUAAUCCAAAUGGAGCUAUGACCAUCUCAUAUCCUUUAAAUGGAGUAUUAAAUUAUAAUUUUACCUCAACUCCCGUUUUAUUAAAUACAUGGACAAAUGUUAGAAUAAGUCAAGUUCUGAUUGGUACACAAUAUGUAUAUACAAUCAGAAUAAAUAAUCAAGCUGUUUCUGUUGAAUUUAACAACCAAGCUCAAAGUUUUUACAAUGUCACAGUAUAUGCUUCAGAUCCUUGGUAUGAAGCUCAGGAUGGUUUUAUAAGAAACUUGUUUUUUAUCAAUGGAAGGGCUAGUAAUGAAGAAGCUGUUUCUUGUAAACAUAGAAAAGUAUCUCUAAACAAUGAUAUUUUAUGUUCAGAAUCAAAUUUUUUUCCAAAACUAGCUUCUUUUACUGAUUUUAAAGCUCUUAAGCUUUGGACUACUGAAAGUAAAUAUGGUACUUUAAGUUGCACUUCAAGUUAA
This is a messenger RNA of Hydra vulgaris (swiftwater hydra), 1052 nucleotides long. The record is from RefSeq and is a predicted model, not a curated record. Lineage: Eukaryota; Metazoa; Cnidaria; Hydrozoa; Anthoathecata; Hydridae.